GUCCCUUUUUCUGCCCCUCACCUUUCUCCGCGUAGACUGUUUCCGGGGAGCGUAAAGUUAAGCGACCCCGCUGUCUGCCUCUCGCACGAUUUGCAUCCCCAGCUUCUUUUAAACCUCUUUCCCCCUCUGUUUCUAAUCGGAUCCUGCACAUGUCCGCCCCCCGUUAAGCUAGGUUGCAAAACUGCCGUACCCUGCAACUCCUGAAACUUCCCUGCUUGCUGCAGUUUAUAUUAUAUUGUAAUAUACUGACAAAAAGGACAACAAAAACACACUUGAUCCUCCUGUGGGAUGCCUUUUUUUUAAAGAAUGCAUUUCCUUCUUCCCCUUUAAUUUUUUUUCUUUUUUUUUUUUUUUUUUGGCAAGGAAAUUUGCUCCAUCUCCAGCAGCAACCACUGCUCCUUUUGAUGUUGUGGUACGCCGUGCGCAUGCGCUUCACAUUAGAAUUACUGCACUGGCCAGAAUAAGUUGGAUCUCUUCUCCUCUUCACUGAAACCCUAAAUCAUAUCAAAAGCUAAAGGGAUGUUGAGAGUCCGGAAAAGGGGCUACUUUGGGAUUUGGUCAUUCUUCUUAAUAAUAGCAAUGGUGUGUGCACAGAGUGUCAAUGACCCUAGCAAUAUGUCGCUGGUAAAAGAGACCGUUGAUAGACUGCUGAAAGGCUAUGACAUUCGCCUGAGGCCAGAUUUUGGAGGUCCCCCAGUGGCUGUUGGCAUGAACAUAGACAUUGCCAGCAUAGACAUGGUAUCAGAAGUCAAUAUGGACUAUACUUUGACAAUGUACUUUCAGCAAGCGUGGAGGGAUAAGAGGCUGUCGUAUAAUGUAAUACCUUUAAAUCUUACACUGGACAAUAGAGUAGCUGAUCAGCUUUGGGUUCCUGAUACCUACUUCUUGAAUGACAAGAAAUCAUUUGUACAUGGGGUCACUGUGAAGAACAGAAUGAUUCGUUUGCAUCCAGAUGGAACAGUCCUCUAUGGUCUCAGAAUUACAACAACAGCUGCUUGUAUGAUGGACCUACGAAGAUACCCGCUGGAUGAACAAAACUGCACACUGGAGAUUGAGAGUUAUGGCUAUACAACAGAUGACAUUGAAUUUUACUGGCGUGGGGGUGAUAAUGCAGUCACAGGAGUGACAAAGAUUGAACUGCCACAGUUCUCCAUUGUAGACUUCAGGCUUGUCACCAAGAAUGUUGUGUUCUCUACAGGUGCCUACCCAAGGCUGUCUCUCAGCUUUAAACUUAAGAGAAACAUUGGCUACUUCAUUCUGCAGACGUACAUGCCUUCCAUUCUGAUCACUAUCCUCUCCUGGGUUUCAUUCUGGAUUAAUUAUGAUGCUUCAGCUGCAAGAGUUGCUUUAGGAAUCACAACUGUGCUCACUAUGACAACCAUCAAUACCCAUCUUCGAGAGACUCUUCCCAAAAUUCCCUAUGUAAAAGCCAUUGACAUGUAUCUGAUGGGAUGCUUUGUUUUCGUUUUUAUGGCCCUGCUGGAAUAUGCAUUGGUCAACUACAUCUUCUUUGGCAGGGGACCCCAACGUCAAAAGAAAGCAGCAGAAAAAGCUGCCAGUGCCAACAAUGAGAAGUUGCGAAUGGAUGUCAAUAAGAUGGAUCCACAUGAAAACAUUUUGUUGAGCACACUUGAAAUUAAAAAUGAGAUGGCUGCCUCUGAGGCUGUUAUGGGGCUUGGGGACCCUAGAAGCACUAUGCUGGCCUACGAUACUUCAAGCAUCCAGUACCGGAAAGCUGGCUUGCCCAGACACAGCUUUGGACGCAAUGCCCUGGAGCGACAUGUGGCACAAAAGAAAAGUAGGCUACGGAGACGUGCCUCUCAACUGAAAAUUAACAUCCCUGACUUGACUGAUGUAAAUGCCAUAGAUCGAUGGUCACGCAUAUUCUUCCCUGUUGUUUUUUCCUUCUUCAAUAUUGUCUAUUGGCUUUACUAUGUGAACUAAAAAACAAAGCCACACAGAAAGCAAGAACUGGAUUUCUCUCCAAAUUGGUUGUACAGCCAAAAGUGGGACUUAGAAAAAUUCUAUUCAGGACAAAAGUUACUUUAAAACACCUUAGUUGCUGGCCCACUCUACGGUCUGUUUUAUAACGUUUCAGUUGCUUCUGCUAAGUCACAAACACAUUCUUAGUUACAGUAGAAACAUGUUCCCCCUUUUAAAAAUGUGGGUGUAUAUGAAGAGUGAAAGCAAAAUUCCAUUCAAUCAUUUUUUUUCAACACUCAUAUAUAUGAGUUUAAAAACUUAAACUAUAAAAAAAAGGAAAUUUGGGAGACAGGUUUGAGUUUUAACAGCAGAAUGUGUCAUUUCUUUGUGAAAUUGCACAUCGAGUACAUAUGCAUCUAUACUUGAUUAAAGAGUGUACUAAGAUGCUGUCAUGCUUAUGAAACAUAUACACUUAACUUCUAAAUGUGUAAACUUAAAAACAAGUAGUGCCUAUCAUCUCACCUUCAUGAUGAUGAUGGUCAAAGAUUUCUGAGCAGUAGUCAGGUAAUUGCUAAUUUUUAUUGAAAGACUAAAUCUUUGACUGAUAUUAUGAGCGGGUUAGGAUUUUGCACAGAAACUUAAGCAAGUAAUACUAGUUUUGUUUUGGAUUUUAAAGAGUUGGCAUAAGGUCAUAGUCACAAUUCAUUGCACUUUUGAUAUGUGGGGGAAUGUGGAAAUCAGAUUUAGAGAUGGACCAACCUAUCAUGACCUAAAUGGUGGACAUGUUGAUGUGCUCAGUUCCUGGGAGAUGGAAUCAUUUGUCCAAAGUGCCAAAUGUUGGUUGGCCAAAUAGUAACUUUACAGACGGCUAAUGGAAACCAUUGGUGCCCUGCUCUUUUAGAAUAGAAAAGGGGAGACAAGUGGCAACCAUUCAAGAAUGCAGCCCCAAAGAAAAGGAAGGCUAGAAUCAUAUUGUACAAAUGAAUGUUGUCAGUCAUAGUCCCUGUAUUAGUCCAAAAGAUUCAUAUGGAAUUUAGUGGUUUUUUUCAGGUUUGUAGGCUUCCGUGCUUUACACCUGAGAAUGCUUUUAUAUUCAGAAUCUAACAUCCAAUUUAAAAAGUUAUUGAGAGAGCAGACGGUUACAGGAAUUAAUAUGUUAGCUGUUUGAAGAAUUCAGAUUUCAGAAAGUUUCCAGUUUUGUAACUUCAAUAGAAAAUUUACAGAUAGGAUAUUUUCUCCAGCUGGAUUAGACCAUGCCAUGCAUUGUUUGUUUGUUUUUUUUAAUUUAAUAAGAUAUUAUAAAGGGAACAAUUUGGUAGGGAUGCCUUUAACAGAUUAACUAAGCUUUUCAGUGUUUCCUGCUUUAGAAGGUCUAAUGGCUUCCUUUAAAAACUGGCAAAAUUCAAUUUUGCCAUAAAAAUGUGGGAGAUUUUUAUUUUAAAAAAAAUAGUAUCCUCUUGUUUUUCCUUCCAUGUAAUUUUAUUUUUUUAUAGCAGAACUAUUCCUAAAGGGUCAGGCAAGUUAGAAAAUGUGCUCAUUUAAUGAAAAACAAAAAUUGACAACUGUGGUAAGAAAAAUCACUAACUUCUAAUGACUUCUACAGAACUAUUCACUCUGCUGUUCAACGAAAAAUAGUUAUGAUAGCAGUAGACACAUCCUGUUGUAACUAUGCUACCUCUCAGCUAUAUACAGAUUUCUUAAAGAACCACAAAUUCCAGCAUGCUCUGAAUAGUAGUAUUUCUGAUAUAGCAGAGGAAAAUUUACAGCUAUGUUUUCCAUAUUUAAGGAUUCAAUUGCCAGUCCUUUUAAGAAUGAUUCCUUAACAUUUUUCAUAAAAAGCAGAUUUUUUUUUCUCUCCUUUAAAAAAGUAGUAGUAGCUCAUGGAAAUUUCUGUGGAGAAGGGUUAGGAGAGACAAAUGAUUAGAGGAAAACUGCUUUGAGGAUUAAUAGGCCAAGUUUACACCAUUAUUUUUUACUUUUAUUCCAUAUUACCAUGGGUUUCUGCUUCAGAAAGAGAGAAAAAAUAGCUUUGAAUGUUAUUGGGAAAGAACCUGAAAAUUAGAUGCACUGAGUACCCACAACUCUCUUUUUUAGGCGAAUGGUGGGUACUCAGUACUGCCUCUUUGGUCAAACCCUGAACUGCAUUAGAUUCAAGCUUUUGACCAUGUGAUUAGCCUUUUCAUGGCUUUCACACAUGAGUUCUCAGUGCAUUUCACAAACCAGAACAAUGUGCUUUUGUAGCUGCAUUUGAAGUUUGAACUUCUAUGAAUCAUGCAUGCAAACUCAUCUUAACUUCUCGGGAAAGGAUCCACACCACAAAUUGGUAACAGUCUUAGAAGUCUAUUUUUAUAUAUGGCACCCUUUGUGAUAACCCAAUGCUGUCUUAUACUCACAGUUUUCAUUCAAUGCACUAAGAGCCUUUAACACUUGUGUUUCACAGAAGCAUAGUUUAAAUACAGGGAGCACAGUGUACACAAAUGGUAGAUAUGCCUCAAAUAUAAAACCUAAUAGAGAGUAUGUUUACUCUCUGCACUGGUUUAGCAAGUCAGCUGUAGUCAAAACCAUGGAGAUAAGAUCCUAGUAUUGCAUAUUAAUUUAUCUGAAGAUAUAGUACAAGCCAUAAUACUCUCUAAUGUUGCUAUUUGUCAGGUAAGAGAAAAUGUCUGGUUUCUGCUCAAGUGUCACUGGGAAGGAUGUAUCAAUAGGAGGAAGGAGCACUUUAAUUUCCUUUUGGCUACUAAUGUCAUGUACAAAAACUUUUGGAAAACCCUUCCAAAUAUGGAUUGGUAUAAUUUUGUACUAAAGCUAAACACUGUGAUAUGAAUAGGGUGGGUAGUGGGGGUAGUGUAGGGGAGGAGAACUGACAAGACCCUGGCAUGGAAGAACCAGAACCAAGGGAGUGUGAGUCAUUACCUCCUCUUCUUGGGACAUGUGUGACAAAAGUGAUAAAUUACGCCAGCAUACAACAGCUGUGCUUUUUAUCAUGUGUACUACCCUCUGAGUAAAUUAGACCAACCAGACUAGCUUUUACCUUAGAAUUUACCUAAAAAGAAUACUCCAAACCCUUCCACUCCUGUUCACUGUUGUUAGAUCCACUAACUAAAAUAUUAAAGUUACAAUUUAGAUAAUGUUUGUAAUAUAAUUAGAAAUACACAUGUUGUUAUUUCAUUAUGCAGAACAGCCAGCAAUUAAGGUGUUUUUCAUCUUUGUGAAAUUCAUGGGAAAAUUAUGACUAUAAUAUGGCACAGUUUUAAUUAAUGAUAUAUUUGAGAUCAAUAUGUAAAUAUAAACUGUAUAUGACUGCUAGUAAGUAUAAUAUGCAUUUUCAGAACUGAAAACUCAUGCAACAUAUUUCUGUGUUUGCAUAAGGAAUGUUACGUUUCUAUCCUAUUGCGGUUUAAUGACUGGGAAGAAAGACUCAAGCAAUGUCAUUCUGAAUAUUUCCUUUAUCGUUCCCGGGGGUGGGAGGGAGAACCAGAGUCUUAAAUAAUAUGUUACAGAAUACUUCAGAGAGUUUUUAGACUCUAAUACAAAGGACAUAAAAUCUGUCAGGUACAAAAGCACAAUGCAUAGAGAAAGUGAGGGGGGUGGUCUUAUACCGAGGGAACAAACCCUGUUCAUUUUAGGCAAAGUGUGCGUUAAAAUUAAAGGUCAAAUAACUUUUACUAUAAAUAUAAACCAUGUUCCAAUUCCAUAAUUAACACGCUACUUAACAUAAGAGAAGUAAACAAAUGUUAAACAUUAUCCAAGUGUAUGUGUAUAUAGACAAAUAUAUUUAUAUAUAUCUAUAUAUGCAUAUGUGUUUAUAUACACAUUAUAUAAGUACACAUAUUCAUAUGUUGGUGUGUUAAAGGAAUAAGCUAAUAACAGUUUUGUUUCUAUCAUCACCCAGAGUAUGAAUAAUUUUUUGAGAAAGCAAAUUAAUGUAUUAAAAAAAUCUUACUAUACAGGGUAACUGGGCAUUUCUAUAUCAGCAGAUCAAUGCAUAUAAUUCUUAUGAAGCAUUGCACAGUUUGACAUUUAUGAUAGUACUGUACCUCCUUGCAUCUGAAAUUAGACUACUCCUCACAUUGCUUGCCUAUUUCUUCUCCUUUUUUUUAGUAACAACACUGUCCACUAGUAACUUUUCAAUAACAAAGUCCUAUUGAUACCAAGAAAAAAAGAAAAAAUAUUAAUAUUUAUAGAAAAAUAACUUAGGGCGGGGGAUGUCCAGGGUACAAUAUUAUAAUAGUAGUGAUCAUAACAUUUUGCUAUGUGUACAUAGAACAUAUAAUGUGAGCAACCAUGAUUUAAGCUGAACUUGUGUAAAUAUUAUCAGAUUUCUUAAACAUUUUUAACUUCUAAUUUGUACUUUAUGGUAAGGCAAAAAGCUGAUUCUAUUUAUGGUUUAGGUUAAUGUGUCCUAAAAUUAUGUAAAUAACUAAAUAAGCUGUAAAUGAGCAGUCAAUAGAUACGGUAAUUGUUUAGUGACUUUUUUUUACUAAGUACAAUAAUUGCAGUGCUCUAGCAGAGUAAUUUAAACACCCUUUUGCAUAAACAGAUUUGGAUUUGAGAUAAGAGUUUUAAUACAAAAAUUCAAGGAAAGUACUGUAGUGUAAAAUUGUCAUUGCAACAAUGUUACUGCUUGCAUAACAGGUUAUUUUUGUAUGGUUAAAAAAUUAAAGCAACAGAAGAUUGUAGUUCAGCGCUCAGUACUCAGAUCAACAUUAAGAUGGUAGGACCUGAUUCUCAUUUACAGUGAGACCCUUUUACACCACUUUGGCCUGUUAAGUAAAGGGAUAUUAGUGUAAAGGAGAAUUCAGUCCGUAAUGAUUUCGCUACAGAAAGCCUGUCUGCUGCAUCUGUUCCUGAAAUCUGUCUCUCUUAUGAUAUAUAUUAGUAGACUUUAAAAUAAAAACAUGUUUGACCGUCAUUAGAUAGCGUAGUUCCCCAAAGCCAAAGAAUCUUCACUUCAGAAAUUGUUUAAAAAGGGAAAACUAAUAAGUCACUGCUUAACACCAAAGGUAAAGUUUAACAAAAUGCACUAGGAACUUUGUCAAAAUUUUUAAGGAGCAAAUGGAAUGUUAAUCAAAACCACUGCCCUAUUCUACUUUGUAAAAAUAACAACAUUUUAAAUAUCCAUUAAUUAAUUCUAAUUGAAAUAGAUCAUCUCUGCAAGAAUAUGCAAGACACACAUUUAUAUGUAUCAAAUUAUUUAUUUAUUUUUAGUAAAUGCUUUGACAGUGAAUAUGAAAUGUUGGAAAUCUUAGCUAUACUGUCAUACUAUUUUUUUUAAUGUUUCUCUCAGUCAUGAGGUCAUCUAUUCCAAUUUGAUAAACAUUUUGUAUGUUUGCACUGUUACUGCCAUGUGACAAAUAUUCGCCAGGCUUUAUUGUUUAUGGUCCAUCGUAUGGAUUGAGUUAAAGAUCAUGUGGACAUUUGAAACAUAAGUAAUUCUAACAAGCUGACUAUGAUUUGACUUCCUUCACAUUUUUAUUUGCAUGGGUGUUUAAAUGGUUCUGUUAGUACUGUCUUUGCACAGUUCUGAUUUAUCUCUUUUUUACUUAGUACUAUUUACUUCAUAAUGUAGUAAUCAUCAGCCUUACUAAUGACCUUGUAGCCUUUCUUAUAUGCACAUAAUGCACAUUUUCCAAUGGCUAGAAAACGCAAAAUACUAGUGGAUAUCAUUGCAUCAGAUCUUCAUGUCUUUCUCAAAAGGACUGCUAACCUCUGGGAUAAAUGAGGUAGUAAAAUGAUGAUUGUAAAUGAGUAGCACAUAAGAGAUAUUUUCUUGAAUUUAAACUUAUUGCAGCCAGUUUCAGCAUGUAAAUAUAUAAUAAUAAUGUUGGCUAGUGUGUAAUUCUUGAACUAAAAAAAAUAAAGAAAACCUAACAGAAUGUACAUGUAGUUGUGUAAUGUUCGGAAGGCAUGUUACUCACACCAGAGAUAUUUAGAG
Messenger RNA from Chelonia mydas (Green sea turtle), 7858 nucleotides. It is a transcript of the gene GABRB2, whose product is annotated as gamma-aminobutyric acid type A receptor subunit beta2. Lineage: Eukaryota; Metazoa; Chordata; Testudines; Cheloniidae. Gene Ontology annotation, molecular function: GABA-A receptor activity; neurotransmitter receptor activity; extracellular ligand-gated monoatomic ion channel activity. Gene Ontology annotation, cellular component: GABA-A receptor complex; membrane; synapse. The coding region runs from base 520 to 1944 and encodes 474 amino acids. Gene Ontology annotation, biological process: monoatomic ion transmembrane transport; chemical synaptic transmission; nervous system process. The transcript is spliced from 9 exons. The record is from RefSeq and is a predicted model, not a curated record.